Messenger RNA from Archocentrus centrarchus (flier cichlid), 1997 nucleotides. RefSeq names its product RIO kinase 2 (yeast) (gene riok2). Gene Ontology annotation, cellular component: nucleus; preribosome, small subunit precursor; cytosol. The record is from RefSeq and is a predicted model, not a curated record. The transcript has 10 exons. Bases 102 to 1664 code for a protein of 520 amino acids. NCBI's taxonomy places the organism in Eukaryota, Metazoa, Chordata, Actinopteri, Cichliformes, Cichlidae. Gene Ontology annotation, biological process: maturation of SSU-rRNA; protein phosphorylation. Gene Ontology annotation, molecular function: protein serine/threonine kinase activity; ATP binding.
UCCGCCUUGCACAUGUGUUUACAAGAAAUGUGGCACCUCUAGUUCGAGAAAAAUUGUAAACAGCAGUUGGUCAGUGAAACCGUCUGUACGUCGGCUGAAAUAUGGGCAAGUUAAAUGUCGUGAUAUUAAGAUACUUCUCUCGAGAUGACUUCCGAGUCCUCACAGCGGUUGAGAUGGGGAUGAAAAACCAUGAGAUCGUUCCAGUAAGUCUUCUGUCUUCCAUAGCAAGCCUCAAGCAUGGCGGCUGCAACAAGAUCCUCAGAGAGCUUGUGAAACACAAACUUGUGGUCUAUGAGCGCACCAAGACUGUGCAGGGCUAUAGGUUGAACUACACAGGAUAUGACUACUUGGCUUUAAAGACUUUGUGUGCCAGAGAAGUAAUCCUUUCUGUUGGCAACCAAAUGGGUGUUGGCAAAGAGUCAGAUAUAUAUAUUGUGGCGAGUCCAAGCGGAGAGCAGUAUGCUCUCAAGCUGCACAGGUUGGGCCGUACAUCUUUCAGGAAUCUGAAGAACAAGAGAGAUUACCACAAGCAUCGAAAGAACAUGUCCUGGCUCUAUCUCUCCCGCCUCUCUGCUAUGAAGGAGUUUGCCUACAUGAAGGUGCUGUAUGAUCGAGGCUUUCCAGUUCCCAAACCUAUGGACUACAACAGACAUGCUGUAGUGAUGGAGCUCAUCAAUGGAUAUCCACUGUGUCAGGUGCAUGAACUGCAGGAUCCGUCGGCCCUGUAUAGUGAGUUCAUGGACCUCAUAGUCAAGUUGGCCAAUCAUGGCCUCAUUCAUGGAGAUUUUAAUGAAUUCAACCUCAUGUUGGAUGACCAGGACCACAUAACAAUGAUUGACUUUCCUCAGAUGGUGUCUACAUCACACCCCAAUGCUGAAUGGUAUUUUGACCGAGACGUCAAAUGCAUUCGUGACUUCUUUGCAAAGCGAUUCAAUUACGAAAGUGAGCUCUUUCCAACCUUUAAAGAUAUCAGGCGGUCGUGUUCUCUAGAUGUUGAAGUUUCAGCCAGUGGCUUUACCAAAGAUAUGGAGAGAGAUGGUGCAUUGCUACACCCAGCUGGACCUGAGGAUGAUGAUGACGAGGAGGAGGAUGAGGAGGAGGAGAAGGAUGCCAAAGAGGCGACAGAUGAGGAAAGAGAAGAGUCUGUGGACAUGGAGGAAUAUAAACAUGCAAUGCUGGAACUGGAAGGAUUAAAAGUUAGUGAAACACCUGCAGAGACACAAGAUCAGGACGCAGAAAAGAGUGAGAACAGGGCCGAGGAUAAAGAGACUGAGGCUGCAUCUCCAGCUGUAGGUGAUGAAGAAACAGAGAAGCAGUUAGAUGAAGAGUUGGAGGAAGCAGAGGAUGAGUGCCCAGAGCUGGCAGACCUUUCUGCCUCCAACAAGGAGUUCAAACCUUUCAGAGAUGCAGACAGUCUUCUACAAAUUGCAGAACACAGGAGGAGAAGGACAGACAGUGAGGCCUCGAUGGGCAGCAUAGGGAGCUGCUCUACCAUACCACCAGAGGUAAUCCGUCAGAAGGUGCGGAGGCAACUCACCAAACAGCAGAAGGCCGCACAGAGGAGACGUUUACAGAAGGGCGAGGCCAACUUGGUGACCAAAUCCAGGAGGGAAAACCAAAAUAACAUUAAGUCUAGCAUGGAGAGCUCUGAAUUCUGGGGAUAAAAAGAACAACAGUGAUGGAAUUCAUGCCAAUGUGCUUUUUUUUUUUUUUUUUUUUUUGUCUGAAGAGUUGUAAACACAAUAAAUACUGUGUAUUUAUGCAAAAACUUGCCUUUUCUAUAUCAUCAUAGAGAAAUCAAAGUGGAAUAACAAAGCAGAGAUGACACUAAAGUGAAAAACUGUUUCUCUUGUUUUGGCUCCUUUAUUCAUAAAAUCUCCUGCUUAAUCGUGGACAAACCAUUUUUCUUUUGAAUCUCAGUAAAAUGUUGCUUUACAUAUAUAAAUACGGACUAGUUAAUAUAGCAAACUGAUAUGAUUAAACUAUGAAAGUGUUUU